Chelonus insularis is the source of this 1872-nucleotide messenger RNA. It is a transcript of the gene Tat, whose product is annotated as Tyrosine aminotransferase. The record is from RefSeq and is a predicted model, not a curated record. The transcript has 11 exons. Bases 517 to 1809 code for a protein of 430 amino acids. Gene Ontology annotation, biological process: biosynthetic process; L-tyrosine catabolic process; L-phenylalanine catabolic process. Lineage: Eukaryota; Metazoa; Arthropoda; Insecta; Hymenoptera; Braconidae. Gene Ontology annotation, molecular function: pyridoxal phosphate binding; L-tyrosine:2-oxoglutarate transaminase activity.
UGCCAGGGCAUUUCAAGUGUUGGCGCAUCCUGGCAAACUUUAGUAAUCGAAAAACUUGCUUAGGUAAACGCUAAAAUUAAAUAUCCAUAUAUAGAAAAAAUAAGGAACUUAUUAAUUAAUUUAAUAAAAUUAUAAAAGUAUUUACUUUAACAAUAUUAGUAGAGUCCUGCAAUAUUAAAUUAGUCUCUAGAAUAUUCUCAAGACCUACAUUAACCCUUAGCAUCCUUAGCUAUUCUUUGUCCUUCCAUUGAUGUAUUUGCCUUAAUCAUUAAAGCUUAAUGAACUUUAUCGAACUUAAGCACCUAGAAGUACCCUCAAUCUCUAUGCCUUACUCCUCCUCCUUCUCUUUCCAUUAACAUCCUAAUUUCAUUCGAUUCUUUUCUACUCAGUGCGCGAGUCAUCAACCUGAUUAUCGUAUCUACUAGUUUUUUUUUCAAAAUCAAGUGAAUUGUUAAAACUGGAGUUUAAACACACAACAAUACAAUCAAUCUCUGGCAGAAAAUUUUUAUUGAAGCAAUGUCGAAUAAGCUCAGCUCUCGUAAACGAUGGGACGUUCGUGCUUCCGAUAUUGCAAGAAGGACUUAUAAUCCUAUUAGGUCGAUCGUUGAAAACAUAGUAGUUGAACCAAAUCCGAAUAAAAAACUCAUCUCACUUUCUAUUGGGGAUCCGACAACCUUUGGAAAUUUAAAACCAGCAAAAGAAGUCAUCGAAGCUGUACAAGAAAGCGUCGCUUCACUGGAAUAUAAUGGAUAUGCUCCAAGUACUGGAUAUCAAAAAGCUCGAGAAGCGGUAGCUGAGUAUUGCUCUGACAGUAAUUUCCAAGUUGAUGCAAAGGACGUAAUACUCUGCAGUGGAUGUUCCUGUGCUUUGGAUCUCAGUAUAACAGUACUUGCACGAGAAGGCCAAAACAUUUUGAUUCCACGGCCAGGAUUUGCAAUAUAUCGCACACUUGCUGAAGGCCUUGGUGUGUCUGUCAGAGCGUAUAACCUUCUACCCGACGUCGGUUGGGAAGUUGAUCUCGACGAUCUUGCAUCGCAAAUUGAUGAACAGACAGCAGCAAUUAUUAUAAAUAAUCCAUCAAAUCCCUGUGGAUCAGUGUACAGUCGUAGUCAUCUAUUAGAUAUUCUUGAUGUUGCUGCGAAAUAUCAUGUUCCAAUUAUUGCUGAUGAAAUUUAUGAACAUAUGGUAUUUCCCGGACGUACUUUCUAUUCGUUACCCUCUUUGUCCACUCACGUUCCAAUUUUAGUGUGCAGUGGAUUGGGGAAAAGAUUCCUUGUGCCUGGCUGGCGAAUGGGUUGGAUUGUAAUUCAUGACCGACAAAAUAUAUUCAACAAAGAGAUUCGUGCAGGUUUACAAAGCUUAAGCCAAAGGAUUAUUGGAAGUAGUACAAUUAUUCAGGGUGCAUUACCAGCAAUUCUAAAAAAUACACCACAAAAAUUCUUCGAUAACAUCAUUAAAACUCUCUAUCAUCACGCACAAAUAUCAUACAACUUUAUUAAAGAUAUUCCCGGAUUGAAACCAAUUAUGCCUGAUGGUGCUAUGUACAUGAUGGUACACAUUGACAUGGACUCGUUUCCCGAGUUUAACACAGAAAUCGAUUUUGUGGAGCGUCUUCUGAUGGAGGAGUCUGUGUUCUGUCUCCCAGGAGGGUGUUUCGAUUUACCUUCUUACAUGAGACUGGUUAUAACUGUUCCCGUUGAAAUGCAGAAAGAAGCUUUUGAAAGAAUUCGAGACUUUUGUUUUCGACAUCAUAGCAAGACUCAAAAUUUACAUAAAAAUUCCAUCGAAGGUGUAGAAAUACCUUAUUGAUAUUUUGUGAUAAAAAAAUCUAAUCUACAUUUUAAAGCAAAUUUUUUAUCAUUGUUAUAAAUC